This is a messenger RNA of Sphaerodactylus townsendi, 2300 nucleotides long. RefSeq names its product growth differentiation factor 1 (gene GDF1). The transcript has 2 exons. Lineage: Eukaryota; Metazoa; Chordata; Lepidosauria; Squamata; Sphaerodactylidae. The coding region runs from base 408 to 1487 and encodes 359 amino acids. Gene Ontology annotation, biological process: BMP signaling pathway; SMAD protein signal transduction. Gene Ontology annotation, cellular component: extracellular region. The record is from RefSeq and is a predicted model, not a curated record. Gene Ontology annotation, molecular function: cytokine activity; growth factor activity.
GGAAGGCAGCAAGCAACCCCGGAGAGGCGAAUCAGAGACGCAACAGGCAGACUCCCGCGCGGGCUGCGAGCCUUUCCUUGCAUCCUGAACUUCCUGCUUGGGCCGUCGGGGAGCUCUCGGCGAGGAAGGGUUAACCUGGCUGUGCCCCUCCAUUCGGGACGGUCCUGCCCUCCCCCAGAGGCCCUUCCUGGAUAAUCCAAAGCAUCCCCCACCCCUAAUCCAAUCAUCCCACCAGCUCCACCCCACCGUCCCUUUGCUCUUCUUUACGUGGUGGCGCUCUCUCUUUUGCACCAAAGGGAAAAGAGGAAGCGCAUCCUUUUCUCUUUGCUCUGCCACCCACCCACCCCCCCCCCCGGCCCACCUUUGUCCUCUGCAGCACCCCCGCCACCCCCCUCCCCAGAUCUAAAAUGCAGCUCCCGCACUUAGCAGCGGGGCUCCUCCUGUGGACUCUGCUGGUCGGAGGGACGGAUCUGGACCUGAAAGCGCAGGAGAGUUUGCUGCUGAGGUCGCUGGGGCUGAGGACCAAGCCCAGCCCCAGAUCCCUGGCCCCGGUGCCCCCCCUGCUCUGGAAGAUGUUCCACAACCGGACCCUCCCUUUGGCCAGGGGCGGGAAGCCCCCCAACCCCUGCUGGGUGGAAGAAUUCAGCGUGCCGGGGAACAUCGUCCGGGCUCUCCCCGAUCAAGGCGGAUUCAUUCACAAAGAGGAACCCCAGAGUUGGGUGUGUCUUCAGAAGCGGCUAUAUUUCAACUUCUCUGCCCUGGAGGAAGCCGAACAGCUAACCAUGGCGCAGCUGCAGAUCAGGUUAAGCCCAAAUUCCUAUCACGUUUCUGGAUCGGGGCCCCCCUUUGAACUGAGUCUCUAUAAAGCUUCCCAAAUGGCCCUGCGGGGCAUGUCGACCCAUGCUUACAGCCGCAAGCUGGUGGUGGAACAAUCCUUCCUGCAUUUGCACGGCUCUCUCCUCUUUAACGUGACCGAGGUAGCCAAGGAGUGGCGAGCCCCCAGCAAGAACCUGGGCUUGAUCUUGGAAAUCGCCUCGCCCCGGGCAGGCGAGCUUUGCUCCAACCUGAAUUCCUUCCUGGACGCGUCCCUGCUGGUGGUCUCCUUUACCCCCAAACACUGCAAAAGCAGCAGGGCCAAGCGAAGCUCCCAUUUCGUGCCGGCCGGCCUCAGCAACGUCUGCAAACCCCGCCGGCUUUACAUCAGCUUCAGCGACGUCGGCUGGGAGAACUGGAUCAUCGCUCCGCAGGGCUACCUGGCGAACUACUGCCUGGGGGAGUGCCCCUUCCCCUUGACCGAGGAACUCAACAGCACCAACCACGCCAUCUUGCAAACCAUGGUCCACUCCCUGGACCCCGAAGGGACCCCCCAGCCUUGCUGUGUCCCGGUACGCCUCUCACCAAUCUCCAUUUUGUACUAUGACAACGAUGACAACGUGGUGUUGCGGCAUUACGAGGACAUGGUGGUGGAUGAAUGCGGUUGUCGGUGAGAGGUGGGCCUCCCUCCCUCCCCCUGUUCAUUCUGAUUGGCUCACAGGCAGCUUGGAUUGCAUUUACCACAAAUCCUUGUGUGGAUGAGAAUCAGGAGACUGUAGAGUCAGAUCUACGGAUGAGAAUCAGGAGACUGUAGAGUCUGGAUCUACGGAACUAGAGAACGUGCACUCUUAGCCGGAGAAUGGUGGCUCACUGGGCAUCAUCUCUGGUCUUUGGUGCAUCCAAAAAGGGCCUUUCCUAUUGAUUUUAACCCAGUUUUAGCUAUUUUUCUAUCCAGAAACAAAUGAUACUUAAAGUGCUGUUUCUACAAUGAGUACUGGUCUCCUGCUCUUUCAUUGUCUUUCAGACCAAGAAAUAAGACAAGGAACAUUAAUGCGUUUUAACACUCGUAAGUGUUUUGGGUGAAGGGAUUUGCAGAGGAAUGUUCCACAAUUGUUAAAUUAAAAGGGAAAAAAACCACUUGGCUAAAGAUCUCUUCGUUAGGAUUAAACAGGGAACGGUUUCUGCUGGAUUGGAUCAAAGAUCCCAUUUAAUUCAACAUCUUGAUCCCAACCCAAUGCCUACAUCCCGGGGACUAGCCUCCUCAGCUGCUAUUUGGAGGUAGACUGCCUUUCUAUAUGGAGGGUCUGGUUUAGUCUCAUACUUAACCUAACAGCAGCCAGAGUGGAUCCUUCUGGGCCACUAGGCCAAUCCCAAGCAGGAAUGUGAAGGGCUUCCAUAUUUGCCCCCAAUUUCCCAACAAGGAGAUUGGAUUUGGCUUUCAAAUUAUUUUUCCAGAGCAAGCUUGGCCAGACUUGACUCACCCUUAA